Messenger RNA from Lotus japonicus, 982 nucleotides. Its product is annotated as CASP-like protein 1F2. Bases 170 to 781 code for a protein of 203 amino acids. Lineage: Eukaryota; Viridiplantae; Streptophyta; Magnoliopsida; Fabales; Fabaceae. The record is from RefSeq and is a predicted model, not a curated record. The transcript has 3 exons.
CAAUGUUUCCAUAAGGUCAAAUGUCUUAGUCUUUCUCCCCCACUUUUCUCCUAUAAAGCUAGGAAAAAGGUGUUGCUCUUGCCUCAAUAUCUGCCUUUUAUUCUGUGUCAUAAACUACCCUAAUUAGUAUUUAUGCAAUUUUCUUCCGUGAAUCCAAACGAGUUCCCACAUGCCUGAUUCCAAAGGUUCCUCCAUGGUGAACACAACCCAAAGUACCUCAACCUCACAACAUAGUACUUUCCUCAUGGUUCAGAACAUCCUUAGAAUCCUAGCCAUUGUGCUCUUAGCAGCUUCAAUUGCAGUCAUGGUCACCAACAACCAAACCGUUUCAAUCUUCUCUAUCCGGUUGGAAGCUCACUUCUAUUACUCAACAUCCCUCAAAUUUCUUGUUGCUGCAAAUGGAGUGGUCUGUAUCAUGUCUGUGCUGACAUUGAUGAUAGUGAACUAUCUGCUGAGACAACAAGCACCACAACAAAAAGUUUAUCAUUAUUUCUUCCUAUUUGUUCAUGAUAUGGUGAUGACACUGUUAUUGAUGGCUGGAUGUGCAGCUGCAACGGCAAUUGGAUACGUGGGACAAUAUGGAGAGCAGCAUAUGGGUUGGCUUCCAAUGUGUGACCAUGUGCGCAAGUUCUGCAAAACAAACUUGGUUUCAUUGUUGCUUUCUUAUUUGGCCUUCUUUGCCUAUUUAGGACUCACCAUUUUGACGGUGCACAGGUCCAUCUCAUUUUCUCCUAAGAAAAUUAAUCAGAUGGAUCAUCAUGAUGACCCACAGGCUUUAUAAGCCACAACCACUACAAAAGGUUGUGUUGUUAAUUUCCUGUUUAGUAUAGAUGUGUUGUUGCUGAAAUUUUAUGCUUGAAGUAUGGUGUACCAUUGCUACCAUUAGGGAAAAUGAAUUCAUAGAUCUUAAUGAUGCUUGAUUAUGACUCAGCCAUUAAUGAAAUGUUGAAUUACCAUUAUACAGUAAUUGUUUUCUGAACAA